AUCAAUUGACAUGUAAGUGUCGUUUGAAGAACGGAAGUUGAUGAGUGGUGACGUAGAACUACUUUAUAAUAUUAACCAAGUUCGCGUCGUAUCUCGCAGCUGCAUUUGAACAGUGAUGAUGAAAGUACACACGUGCAUUUUAGCGGCAAUUUUCUUCGGACAAAUUUCGAAGAUAGAAGGAUUUCCUUCUGAUGACGAGGACCUGUGGAUUGAGGGAUCGGGUUCUGGGUCGGGUUCUGGAUCGGGGGCCGGAUGCUUUCAGAUUCCUCCUGAUAAAAAUUGCACCUGCAGCACCCUCUUUGAUUGCGUUCAGACUUGUUCAGACUUGGAGUGUGAUCUGACUCUUGUCGAUUGUUUAGAUGGUGAUGUUUACGGAAACUGCAGAAGUCGAUUAAACUCAAUGAGCACUUUGGACGAAAAGCCAAACGCCGUCAAUACGGAAACAACGUUGAUAAUAGCCGGAAGCGUGGGGGCGAUCGCCAUUGUUCUGAUAGCGGCCAUCAUCAUCUUCAUCUUUGCAUUCAGAAAAAUGAAAUAUGGUGGCACAGGAAGGGGUGAAAGAGGUAUCAUUACUGGUAGUGGAUCCCAACCACAACUACUAAAGCAAGACCAAGAACCCUCCAAGACCCCAGCCGGCCCUGUAGGGAACGGUAGACAUGCCAACCACUAUGAAGACAGCAGUUCAAGAAGUUUUGAAAAGUCGGCGCCAAAUAUUGUUUAAUUUCCGAUUCAGAAAUUAAACUGGGUUGUUAGUCAGACAGUGCAUCUACAAACGAUUACCAAAAAAUCCCGCGAAAAACAAAUUUAUGUGAGAGAACAUAAAAUUUCUCGAUACACCGAUGCUACCUCUCUUUCUCUUGCAGACAAUGGUUCACCAAAAUAACUUUUUUCUGCUUUUGAUGUUUCAGAUUUCUUUUCGGAACUACAUGUAUAUGUAUAGAUAAAAACAGUUAUUGGGUAAAUGAUAUAUAGAUUGCAUCACAAAGUCUCUGAAAUGCACUGGGGUGAAAAGACUGCAAGCCAUGGUUAGACAUAAUUUUUGCAAACCAUGCAUGCUGUGGAAAAAAAUUAGGUGAUUCUUGCAUCUCUUACGUUGUAACAUAUAUUUUGAUAUGAUGUUUUCGUUAAAAAAAAAUUUUCGUUCAUGGCAGCAAGUUAUAAACGUAAUAGACUAAAACAAGUAUAUGAAAAGCGAAGCUCGUAAUAUUCCAGGAUUAGUAUGCAUAAAAAUUCUUUUCUAAAACUUCUUAAGUACAAUGUAUAUAUUCAGCUAAAGAAGAUUCUCGAGUUCCGUUACAUAACUUUUAAACAACAUAAUUAGUAGUUCUUUGUGAAGCAGAUCAUAUCACAAUUUGCUUAACGUUGUAAUAAAACAAACCAUCACUGAAUAAUUCACUACAAAAUAAAGAAUGUACUGUCUAGCACCUAAACAAAUAAGAAUUUUAAAAAUCCUUACUUUGAAACAAAUUAUACCUUACAGCAAACACUGUUUUUGAGAGAACUAUGCAAUUUCUUUAUGAAAAUAAAGAAAAUGUGCUCCCAUACCUAGAAUGGCCUUACUUAACAUUUAUAAUAACGCGAUUGUCUCUCCUACCUAGAAUGACCAUACUUUACAGUUAUAAUAACGCGAGUUUUCCUCUACAAGGACUGUAUUUCACGUUUGCAUUACUUGCUGAUGCAGUGACGGCUCCUGACGGGGUAUCGUCAGAAAAGUUGACUAAGAAAAUGUUAAAAUAACACCUUUCUAGCCCCACUCCCCCUUUGAAAAGCAAAAUUGAUGAUAGACCCCCAUCCCUUUAAAAAAUUCCUGGAUCCGUACCUGUAAUGCGUAAGUACCAACUCUUGGUUUCUUUUACGUCUCUGUAUCAUAUCUUUGUAUAUUAGUGACAAACGAAUGAAUCUCUUGAAAUCACUUUCACUUUCACGAUCAAUGUCCAAUACAUGUCGGUAAAUAAAUGAAAAAUGUUAUUAUGUACAAUACAUGAUUAAUUAAAAAAAUGAAUUAAAAAACAAA
This is a messenger RNA of Ostrea edulis (European flat oyster), 2014 nucleotides long. RefSeq lists its product as uncharacterized. Bases 116 to 721 code for a protein of 201 amino acids. Lineage: Eukaryota; Metazoa; Mollusca; Bivalvia; Ostreida; Ostreidae. The record is from RefSeq and is a predicted model, not a curated record. The transcript is spliced from 7 exons.